Messenger RNA from Musca domestica (house fly), 667 nucleotides. RefSeq names its product protamine-like. Gene Ontology annotation, biological process: sperm DNA condensation; spermatogenesis. Lineage: Eukaryota; Metazoa; Arthropoda; Insecta; Diptera; Muscidae. Bases 185 to 568 code for a protein of 127 amino acids. The transcript has 2 exons. The record is from RefSeq and is a predicted model, not a curated record.
AUUUUUACUGUGACACUUUAUCGUUCGAGGCAGAUAUUUUGUUUUGAUUAAAAGAAAAAAUCUCCUGCAAACAUAAAUUUUAUAUGAAAAAUUUUUCGUGCUGACAAAAAAAUAAAGAUUUGCAAAAAUUUGGUCCUAUUUGAAAUCAUUUUGGAGUAAAUCUCCGACAGAAGAAGAAGCAGACAUGAGUUGUCGGAUGGUGUGUACCGGCGAAGGGGCAACGACCACGACAUCUGGUGGAAAAUGCAUGAGACCGGGUCCAAUGACACGAAAUGGUUAUUUGAACUUUUUACGAGAAUAUCGUCAAAAACAUUGCGGCUUAACGGCCGUGGAAACGGUGCGACAGGGAGCCUUUGCAUGGAACAAAUUGUCCCAAGAAGAAAAGAACCGCUACAAAAAAAUGGCUUCAGCGGUUUCCAGCCGACCUCGUCGCAGUGCUUUUGCGCCGCGUAGAAUGAGACGCAGUGCAAGUUCUAGAUCUCGACGUUCCGCUCGUAGAACAACGAUGGCUGCUGGUAGAACAUCGCGUCGAAGGCAACGGCGUGCCGCAAAACGUAGACGAAACUAAAAUUCCUUGGACGAAAUUGAAAUGUUUUUGUAGUAUCAAAUUUUGUCGUCAUAGGAAUUAUUUUAAAUAAAAUUUAAAUGUUGUUUUAUCCCCAAAAUA